UUUUUCUUUUCCAAAUUACGAAAUAUGUCUGACGAACUUCCAAUGAUCCACACAGGUCCGGCCAAAGAGGAGCCUGUCGAUGAAAACGAAAAACUUCGGAUACGAAAGAAUUCAACGCAUGCAAAUAUCCCUCCGCGCAGCCCGGAACUAGUCCGGCCACAUUGUGAUAACUCCGAUGAACAAUGCAAGAAUGUGUGCUUACCUCGACCUAUAUAUUUGUAAUAU
Messenger RNA from Blastocystis hominis, 225 nucleotides. RefSeq lists its product as hypothetical. Bases 43 to 222 code for a protein of 59 amino acids. The transcript is spliced from 2 exons. Lineage: Eukaryota; Bigyra; Opalinata; Blastocystidae. The record is from RefSeq and is a predicted model, not a curated record.